UUGCUGUGCUCGUUACCCCUGUACCGCCGACUGUACAGCAGGUGGCUUCCAGGUUGUCUCUCGCCUACCGAGGUCGCCGGCCCCAAACAAUCGAGGAUAAUACUAGACGCCACCCUAUUACUGUCCACCCCCCUUGGUUCAGCAGCCUCAACCACGAAACUCUGUUGCACUUUGUCACACAUCGACGCUCAUGAGCCGUCAGACCAGGCCAAACUCAAGAUAUGUUGGCUCGCUCGACAGACACCCUCACCGCUCUCCACGCCCCCAAUCACACGAUCGACGCACAAACCCACAGACACCACCACACCACACCGGAUGCCUAUUCCCUUGGUCGCCUGUUGA
Molecule: messenger RNA, 342 nt
Organism: Colletotrichum orchidophilum
Lineage: Eukaryota; Fungi; Ascomycota; Sordariomycetes; Glomerellales; Glomerellaceae
Exons: 1
Source: RefSeq, a predicted model, not a curated record